This is a messenger RNA of Pelobates fuscus (common spadefoot toad), 537 nucleotides long. Its product is annotated as olfactory receptor 2A7-like. Gene Ontology annotation, biological process: detection of chemical stimulus involved in sensory perception of smell; G protein-coupled receptor signaling pathway. The annotation marks the transcript as partial. Gene Ontology annotation, cellular component: plasma membrane. The transcript is spliced from 2 exons. The record is from RefSeq and is a predicted model, not a curated record. Lineage: Eukaryota; Metazoa; Chordata; Amphibia; Anura; Pelobatidae. Gene Ontology annotation, molecular function: olfactory receptor activity; G protein-coupled receptor activity.
AUGUUACUGGACAUGGUUUCUGUAGAAGGUGGAAGAAUAUCAUUAAUCGGCUGCAUGAUACAGAUGUCUACAUGCCUUUUCCAGGGACAAACGGAAUGUAUCCUUCUUGCUGUAAUGGCGUAUGAUCGCUACAUUGCAAUAUGCUUCCCCUUACGGUAUACAGUCAUUAUGAGCUGGAAGUUGUGUAAGAACAUUACUGUGAUUGUCUGGGUGGGGAGCUUUCUACAGACCAACCUUCCUGUAAUAACACAACCUCCUAAAUUCUGCCAAGAAAAACAUAUUAAUCACUUUGUUUGUGAGAUCUUGGCCGUUCUAAAACUUGCACGUGGUAACAUUCACCUUUUUGAAAAAAAUAUAUUUUUUGGAAGUUUAUUUACACUUUUAGUUCCUUUUGCAUUUAUUUUUGUGACUUAUAUCUGUAUUAUAUUAUCAGUAUUGAAGAUCCAUUCUGUUGAUGGAAGGAACAAGGCUUUUUCCACAUGUGCCUCCCAUCUGACUGUAGUAUGUAUGUUUUAUGGAACUAUGCUAUAUAUAUAU